UUAUAUUUUUAUGUAUAUUUUGACCGCAUCAGACCAACAUAGCUACCUACCUGAAUCUGUACAGGAUCUAUAUUUGACAUUUCAGGCAAAACAGAAAUCCCAAAUAGCAGCACCCGGAGGCAUCAGUUGGGUGAUCUGCUUAACCUGGAAAGGUCCCUCACCCUUUCCCCUCAUUCCCUGCGCUCUCAGUAUCACGAGGCCUCCUGACGGCCUGGGCAGAUGCCUGCUCAGGUGGCCAUGCGUCUUCCCAGGGAGUUUGUCCCCGUGCCUUCCAGCACGCUGGGUGGAGGUGGAGCCGUUGGUUCCUCCUGAGGCGUUCUUUUCUGAGAAGAACUGCAGGAAGAAUAAUAUCAGUUAUUACGCAGCGGGAUGGACAAAGCCUUUUGGGCCAACAGAGAGCAUAGCAGAAAGAGGGAGGCACCAGCCGGGCAAAGGAGGGGUGGCAUCCUGCUGCAGACCCCAUGGGGUGUUUCAGAAAGGCCAUCUCCCUUGGUGGCACCGCGUCACUUCUGUGAGGGGAGCAUUGCUGCGUUGGAGCAUGACUUGCACAUGGAUUAAACUUUUAGUGGUGUUCGGGGAGCUUGGAGCCAAACUAGCUGUUGAAAAGCAGAACAGAAGAUCCAGGCCAUAUUUCAACUCAUCCCCAAACUGUUCUAGUUGUUUGGCUGGCUGGCAGCCGUAGCAGAAAAGGUGCUUCUGGAGUUAAUCCAGGCUGGAACUCUUGGUGCUCUCUCCUCCUCUUGACCAGGCGAUGGGGUUGACCACCUGAAAGGGAUCUCCCAGAGAGUCAGUGGCUGCUCAAGGUGGAUAAGGAGAUUGUAGAAAAGCUGUGCCUGUCUUCACAGCAGAAGAUAAAGGGCAGGUCCCAGUUGUGAACUUGCUUUUGCAGGAAGGGAGUCUGAGGAGCUGAAGCAGGCAGUGUUUCAGGCUAGUGGUGAGCUGGGGAGGACAGGGGUAAAAAUGGGGGGGAGAGAAAGAGAAGUCUGCUUCUUGUGUUAUAAUAACCCACUUGGUGUGUCAUCCAGCGAAGUUGAAUGAGGGGAGAUUCAAAAGGGCAGAUUCAUUCAUGCAUAGGACCUGCAAGAUCACCUGGAUCACCUGGGGAGAGUCUGCUUGCAGUACUGCACCCCACGAAAGGUCACAGGGUGGUGACCCCAAAAUGGGCAUUUUGUUCUAUUGCCCCCUUUCCUCCCUCUGCCCCGUUGCUUCAAGUGCCUUGUAGAGACAGCUCUUUCCACCCCAGGCCCUGUUUUUAUCUGUAGGAAUUCCCCGAAUUCCUGUUUGCACAAUCUCUUGACUGGUUUUGUGUUGUCUUUUUGUUUUAUUGGUGAUGCUUCCUCCUUUUACACUGUAUACCCCUUGUUUGAAUGUUGAAUGUGUGUCCUUGACUUCUGGCUGGUUGUGGUGGGAGAUGCAGCGCUGGAUCAGUUGGACCACCCUGCGCCUGACCCACAAGCCAGACUCUUCUUUCUUCAUGUGCUUGUAUCACAUCCCUCUUUAUGUGACUCUCCAUAACAGUGAGGUCUAGAAACAUUGCGAAUUCUAGAGAUAUUACAAAGGGCGAGCCUGGAAUCCUCGCAGCUCUCUUCUUUCUCCUAAAGUCACGAAUCCAGGCCUUCAGUUCAGGUUCCUCGCUGCCGUUGACUCUUGGCCUCUUCCAGGAUGGCUGGUUCUCCAGCACUGACCGUGCGGGGCCUUCAGAUUUAUUCCACAGAGCAAAUGAUAACGGAGAAGUCGGGCUGACUUCAUCUGCAAAGUGUUGGCGCCCCUUUCACCAUUUUUGCGUCCUGCAUUGUGUGUUUACUCCGGUUCCGAGCACAAAGCUGCCCAUUGUGUGAGCGAGGAAGGGUUUGGUCGGCUGCAUAAUAUCCUUAGUGCUUUUGGCGAUGGAGAUAACAUCGGGGCGAAUGUGCCUUGUGCCUGGGCCGGGGGCUUGGCCCCUCGCGGGCCAUUAGGGCACUUUGAAUAGAGGGGGCUGCGCCGUCCGUCCGUCUGGGGGCCGCCGACACGUCCUCCAACACAGCCCCAGACCGCCUUGCAAUUGUUGUGGGGGGGAUGUUUGUCUUUUUUCUUUUUCCAAACAACCCUCCAGGGCGAGGGGUGCCAAAAGCUCUCUUGAUAAGGCAGCUGAAGCUGCCCUCUGGAUACUUUCUAAUUUAAGGGUUGAGACAAAAUAGUUCAUUGGCGGGGCUUCCCUUGUAGAUAGGGGGCUGGCUGUUAAGAAGGGCUUCACGCAAGCCCCACUGAUAAAAGCAGCAGCAGCAGCAGCAGCAGGAGGAGGAGGACCUUGGGCAGCUGCUGCUCCAGGGAGGCCAGUCCUGCCUGCUCUUGCCACCUCUUGCCUCCCUCUGGCCGGAUGCUUCCCAAGAGAGGAAGGGCCCUGCUGGUGGCAGGAGAGGCAGCCAGCGCAGGUCCGCUGGUGUCUGAUCCCGUCACGCUGAACAUGGAGAAUGAGGAAAAGCUGGUCAACAAAGGCGAGGAAGAUGAGAUGAAGAUCUACGGCUACACAUUUUGCCGGUGGAAGAUGGUCCUGGUGGCUGUGGGGGUGCUCUGCACGGGCGGCUUCCUCCUCCUCCUCCUCUACUGGAUGCCUGAGUGGCGGGUGAAGGCAACGUGCAAGAGGACUUCGCUCCGAGGCAGCAAAGUGGUUCUGCUGCGGACAACAGAUGAAUUCCAGACAUGGUUUUGUGCAAAGGUUCGCAUUGUGCUUUCUUUGGGGCCCAAUCUGUUGCAGACUCCAAAAUAUGCAUCGGAAAAGAUGACAAAUGGCUGCAGCGGUCAUUUGGACAUAAACCUGGCUGAAGAGGGCGAAAAUGAUUUGAGCAGAUGUUCCCAGGCUCACCUACAGGAGAUCCGUUAUUUCACCCACCACAGCGUGAAGUAUUUCUGGAAUGACGCCAUGCAGAACUUCAGCUCCAUAAAGGGUCUGGAUGACUCCACUUCCUGUUCGGCAAUCCACAAUGAACACAGCACGGGGCUGACCAAGGGGAUGCGAGAUUACAGAAAAUUAUUCUAUGGAGUAAAUGAAAUUGCCGUGAAAGUGCCUUCCGUUUUUAAACUUUUGAUUAAGGAGGUCCUCAAUCCUUUUUACAUUUUCCAGCUGUUCAGUGUGAUCUUGUGGAGCACAGAUGAAUAUUACUACUAUGCAGCAGCCAUUGUGAUAAUGUCUCUGAUAUCUGUUGUUAGCUCACUGUAUACCAUCCGGAAGCAAUACAUGAUGCUUCAUGACUUGGUAGCUGCUCACAGCGUCAUCCGGGUGUCGGUCAGCAGAGCAAACCAAGGCGUGGAGGAGAUCCUUUCCACGGAGCUGGUGCCUGGGGACGUCAUUGUGGUCCCUCUCAACGGGAUGAUCAUGCCUUGCGACGCGGUGCUCCUCAGCGGGACCUGCAUCGUGAACGAGAGCAUGCUGACAGGCGAAAGCGUUCCCGUCACAAAGACCAACCUGCCAAACCCGACGGAGGAGCCCAAGGGGGGCCUGGCGGACGAGGUGUACAGUCCUGAGGGGCACCGGAGGCACACCUUGUUCUGCGGCACGACCGUCAUCCAGACCCGCUUCUACACCGGGGAGCUGGUCAAAGCCAUCGUGGUCAGGACAGGCUUCAGUACUUCCAAAGGGCAGCUGGUCCGCUCCAUCUUGUACCCAAAGCCGACGGAUUUCAAGCUCUACCGAGAUGCCUACAUGUUCCUGCUCUGCCUGGUGGGGGUGGCCGGGGUCGGCUUCCUGUACACCGUGGUCAUCAGCAUUCUCCACAAGGUCUCGGCCGACAUAAUCAUCAUCGAGUCUCUGGACAUCAUCACCAUCACGGUGCCGCCCGCUCUUCCUGCCGCCAUGACGGCGGGGAUCGUUUAUGCACAAAGGCGGCUGAGGAAAAUUGGCAUCUUCUGCAUCAGCCCUCAGAGGAUCAACAUUUGCGGCCAGCUGAACCUCGUCUGCUUUGACAAGACAGGCACCCUGACGGAAGAUGGCCUGGAUCUCUGGGGAAUCCAGAGGGUUGAAAACGCUCGUUUCCUCUUGCCAGAGCAAAGCGCUUGCAGCGAGAGCCUGGUCAAGUCGCCUUUCAUCGCCUGCAUGGCAACCUGUCACUCCUUGACCAAAAUCGAAGGAGUCCUCUCAGGAGAUCCACUGGACUUGAAGAUGUUUGAAGCCACUGGAUGGAUUCUUGAAGAAGCGACGGAGGAGGAAACGGCCCUCCACAACCGCAUCAUGCCCACCGUGGUCCAGCCACCCAAGCAGCUUCUUCCCGACCCCAAACCGGCAGCCGACAAGGAAAUGGAGCUCUUUGAACUUUCGGCCAGUUACGAGAUUGGCAUCGUGCGGCAGUUUCCCUUUUCCUCUGCUCUGCAACGGAUGUGCGUGGUGGCCAGAGCCCUCGGGCAGAAGAGGAUGGAUGCCUACGCCAAAGGGGCUCCAGAGGUGGUUGCCGGACUGUGCAAGCAAGAGACAGUGCCUGCGGAUUUUGAGAGGGUGUUGGAAGAAUACACCAGGCAGGGCUUCCGUGUCAUUGCCCUUGCUCACAGGAAGUUGGAAUCCAAACUGACCUGGCACAAAGUCCAGAAUGUUGCCCGAGAUGCCAUUGAGGGCAACAUGAAUUUCCUAGGCUUGAUUGUAAUGCAGAAUAAGCUCAAGCAAGAAACCCCAGCGGUGCUUGAAGUUCUGCACAAAGCCAACAUCCGCACAGUCAUGGUUACAGGUGACAACAUGCUGACGGCCAUCUCUGUGGCCAGGGACUGUGGGAUGAUUCUACCUCAAGAAAAGGUGAUCAUUGCUGAAGCCCUGCCUCCCAAGGACGGCCAGACCGCCAGGAUCAACUGGCAUUAUGCAGAUGCUCUCGCCAAAGGCACCGAUUCCCCACCAGCCAUUAACUCGGAGGAUAUCCCCGUCAAAUUGCCCCCCGAGAGACUCGAGGACCCCCACGUGACCAAGUACCACUUUGCGAUGAACGGGAAAUCCUUUGCUGUCAUCCAGGAGCACUUCCAGGACCUCAUCCCAAAGCUUGUGUUGCAUGGCACAGUGUUUGCCCGCAUGGCACCGGACCAGAAAACCCAGCUGGUGGAGGCUUUGCAAAACGUAGAUUACUACGUCGGCAUGUGUGGCGAUGGGGCAAACGACUGCGGGGCACUGAAGAGGGCGCACGGUGGCAUUUCCCUGUCGGAGCUGGAGGCCUCUGUGGCGUCUCCCUUCACCUCCCGGACGCCCAGCAUCUCCUGCGUGCCGAGCCUGAUCAGGGAAGGCCGGGCUGCUUUAAUAACCUCCUUCUGUGUGUUCAAAUUCAUGGCUUUGUACAGUAUUAUCCAGUACGUCAGUGUCACCCUGCUGUAUUCUAUCCAGAGCAACCUGGGAGAUUUCCAGUUCCUCUUCAUCGAUCUCGCAAUAAUUCUGGUGGUGGUCUUCACCAUGAGCCUGAAUCCUGCGUGGAAGGAGCUUGUGGCGCAGAGGCCUCCUUCCGGCCUCAUCUCGGCUCCCCUCCUCUGCUCCGUCCUUUCCCAGAUCCUCAUCUGCCUUGGCUUCCAGACCCUGGGCUUCCUGUGGGCCAGGCAGCAGCCCUGGUAUGAGACCUGGACCCCUCACUCAGACGCCUGCAAUGUUUCAAGGGCUCCCUUUGCCAACGCCUCUCAGCACAAGAACAAGACCCUCCACGACGAGCACAACAUCAGGAACUACGAGAACACGACGGUCUUCUUCAUCUCCAGCUUCCAGUACCUCAUUGUCGCUGUGGCCUUUUCCAAAGGGAGGCCCUUCAGGCAGCCUUGCUACAAAAACUAUCUCUUUGUUAUCUCGGUGAUCGUUCUGUAUGCCUUCAUCCUUUUCGUCCUGCUGCACCCCCUGCAGCCCAUCGACUGGUUCCUUGAGCUGGUCUGCGUGCCGUAUCCGUGGCGAGUGCGGAUUCUCCUCAUCGUUGUCGUCAACGCCUUUGUCUCCCUUCUGGUGGAGAAUUUCCUCCUUGACACCAUCCUUUGGAAAGUUGUCUUCCACCGAGACAAGCAAGGGGAGAACCGCCUAGGCUCCUCCUCCUCCUCCUCUUCUUCCUUCUCCUCUUCCUCCCACCCAUCACAGGAGGCCUUGGGGUGCUUCCGCGGCUGCACCCUCCCCUCUGUGCUGGGCUUCCAGAAGAGGAAGAAGCCCCCGAAAGCCAAAUACGUUCACUUGGCCCAGGAGCUGCUGGUGGACCCCGAGUGGCCCCCCAGGCCCAGCACCACGACGGAGGCCAAGGAGGCUCCCCCGGCCCACCAGAACGGCGCCUGCCAGGUCAUCACCGUCACGUAGCAGCGGCCUGGCCGGGCGCGUCCUCUUGCCGUCUCUGGAGACACUUCUGUCUGCGGAGCACGUGUUCGGGGCCCUCGGUCUGCCCCCCCUUUUCGCCCCCCUCCAUCCCUGGAGUUCAGCGUCCCGUCGAGAGAGAACUUUUCACAAGCAAUGCAAAACAUUGGGUGUUUUUCCAGCCGGCUUCUCCGAGCCUCAUUCCGCCGGCCAGUUCUGGGGCUCAGGCUGGGCUCCUCUGGGUUUGGGGCAGCCCUGGCCUAGCGCAGCUUCCACCUCGGAGGCUGGCCUGUGGGACUUUGGGAGCCCAGCAAGGAGGGGGUGAGUUGCCCUUACCAGAAAGGAAGGGUGGGUGUUGUGGGUGUUUGCCAAACUUGGUGCUGGGUUCCACUGGUCUGCAGUGUGCCGCAGAGUCUGACCUCGGCCGCCUUGCACGGAGCAGAGACGUCAUGGUUAGUUUCCAAAUGCCCUGCAGGCGCGCGCACGCACACCCCGCUCUGUGCCAAAGCCCGGCAGUCCCUGCGCCCGACUCGGCUUCGCUACAGGCUCCAUGCAGGAAGGAGGCAACGAAUCUGCCACACUGGCUCAGCCAGAUUCUUUAUUGAGAACAAUAGGAAAGAGAAUUGCUCCCAGCCUCCACCACCAGCACCAAGUGCUUUAAAUCUGCUGAGGCCGCGCUAGGUCUCUGGCCUGUUUACACAUGCAUGUGCACACAUACCGAGUUGCUCCGGGGGCCAAGGAUCAUUCGGCUACUCCAGGCUCCUGGGUGCCAAGGGCUGACCCCCUCUCCCCUCCUCUCCCCAGGCCCCUUGGCUUUUGUGGCUGGGUCUCCCUCUGGCUGUAGGGCACACACCCCAUCUGUGUGUGUGUGUGGGGGGGGGUCUUUGCUUUUGAAGUUGAAGCCCAGGGGCUCUGAUCCUGCCCUGGGGCUGCUGGUGGCUGUGGCAGAGAGGAGCCUUGCAGAGGAGGCAGCCCAUGAAUUGGGAGGGGGCACCGGCAAAGCCUUCAAGUAGGAAAUGACCCUCUGCGGACAGCAUCUCUUGAGCGGCAGCAAAACAGCUGGGUCCAUUUCCUGCCGUUUUAUACCUCAACAGAAAAGGGUGUUGUUGGAAGCAGAGUCCGGGAAGCUCCUGGCCCCAGAGUCGCGCCCCCCCCCCUGCUGCUGCCCUGUCUUGCAGGGGCCUGGCCCCCAAGGGUGCAAACGUCUUUGGCCUCUGCCGCCUGCUUCCCUCCCUGGCUACCAGGGCGUCCUUUCCACCGUGGAGGGUGGCUGGGAUACGGCGCUCUGACACCUCUGGGUGCGAGUGCGAACCUCCUCCUCUCCCUGGAGCAGCAGCGACUUUCUCUCUCUCCCCUGCUCAAAAUGCACGGUUAUUUUGCUUAGAAAGAAGGAAGAGAUCCAUGAAUGAAGCUAUGCAUCUUUUGACCUUGGGACUGUGACUUGCCAGCUCUUCAUCUGACUGUACAGUAGCUCCGUUGGUGUGUGAGAGAGAGACCGAGAGAGAGCGUGUUGUGCUUAAGGAACAAUGACGGAGAGGUCCUGGCCAGGGGAAGGGAAUGUGUGUCUGUUUCAAGGAGUCUCGCUUGCUGGCUUGCUUCCCCCGUGCUUCCCAGGGGAAAACUGCUGGGAAGCAAAAAUCUGGGACUGUCCCUGGGCAGCCAGGUCUCACUAAGGAUCUUUGGGGCUGGGGGAAGCAAUUUCUCAAUGUGAUGGCGAGAGUUUGGCCUGGGAGUUUGGGGCGCAUUUGCUUUUGGCCUCCCUGAGAUCUGGGCUGGCGUUUGGCCACUGUUCCUCUUGGGGCGAGCUUGAAAAAGAAGUUUGUCUUCUGGCCUCCGGAAUCCAGCUGGCACACCAAAAUUCUGAGUUGGUAUUUUUUUAGAAAAAUAAAUAAAUUGAGGACUCCCUUUUCUUGCUGAAUCUUCCUCGAAAGCUUGUGAAUUCAGGUGAACAGGAUGGUUUAAUGGGGGCCCCUCCAACACUCCGGGAAGUUGUUUUGCCUUUCUGCAGUAAAAUCCAGGGUCACGUCGAGAACUUGGAAUCUGAGUUCCUUAUUAAAUUAUUUGCGUUUUGUGGACCUAAAGUCUAAAUUUGUCCUUCUUUGUGUCAGGAUUGUAAAUAUGGCCAAUUAAAUAUUUUUAAUUUAAUUUUAAUUAUUAUUAUUUAUGCACAUAUCUAAAGGACUAGCUCAAGAGAAGAGUAACCAGAUUUUAAAAGGAUAUAUAUAGAGAUAUAUAUCGGUAUCCCUCAGGGUUAUUUUUAAAGCUUUUAUCUUCUUCCUUUACCAGAUAGCUAAUGAGACGGUCAUAGGAUCUCUGGGUGCCCCUUCUGUGUGUCUGUAUGUCGUUGGGGGGAGCAAUGGGACACAUCUCUCCCCAGUCCAGGCUUGCACAUGCGACUGGGGACAGCUCCCUGGUGCUCCAGCCUACACGGUGGAGCCUGAAAAGUGUGUGUGUGUGUCUUUGUGUGUGACCUUCUGGUUAUUAGUACUAAAAUUCUACUUGGAAUACGAUGCAAAAAAAAAAAAAAAGCCACUUGAUUCGAAAGUGGAGAAUCAAUUUCUUACUGCAAUCUUCACAUUGGAAACUUUUGAACAAAAUUGCACUCAUUUUCAAAUUUAUUUAUUUUUAGUAGAGAGCAUUUAUGAGGACUUCCCUCCUAACUGGAUGAGUUAAUCUACUGUAGUUAUCAGGACUGUGUCUGCACAGGGUCCGAGUGAAAGAGAUGAAGAAUCCUUUUCCUUAAAUGCUGCAAGUUCCUUCUGAAACGAUUUCCUCCGCUGUCUCAGGCCUCGAGGCUUUCAAAGAGCUCCAUGACUUUAUCCCUCAAAAAUCCCCGUUCCGAAAUGAUGAAAUGUUUGUAUAUUAGAUGACAAGUUUUAUUUAAUGGCUCCUUCUGACAUGCUAGCUUUAUGCCGCAUAAUGUCAGGUUUUAAAAAACCCAUUUCCAAUGAACUUCUAAACUCUCUGGUCGAUGACGCAGCCCCACCGCCGAUGGACGAGACCCAGUGGUCUCCGAAGGAUCCAGAAACCGGCCCUUUUGUUCCAGGGGUGCCUGCCAUCUUCCUCCAGGAAAUGUCUGUUUGUGCUGCUUUUAUAAUGGUACCGGUUGUAAUAAAGGCAUUUUGUGUCCUUGUACAUAGUCGUAGCCCUGUAACAUCUUUUGUGUGCGUGUGAUUUAAGCUAUUUGAAAUAAAGUUGUGAUUCGCUUGCUCUUUCCA
This is a messenger RNA of Zootoca vivipara (common lizard), 9477 nucleotides long. Lineage: Eukaryota; Metazoa; Chordata; Lepidosauria; Squamata; Lacertidae. The record is from RefSeq and is a predicted model, not a curated record.